This is a messenger RNA of Ctenocephalides felis (cat flea), 357 nucleotides long. RefSeq lists its product as uncharacterized. Lineage: Eukaryota; Metazoa; Arthropoda; Insecta; Siphonaptera; Pulicidae. The transcript has a single exon. The coding region runs from base 1 to 357 and encodes 118 amino acids. The record is from RefSeq and is a predicted model, not a curated record.
AUGAUACUAUCUCGAUCCCAUAAUUCAAUUCAACAAGAUCACCAUUUAGAAAACCAAAAAAUAAAUUCAGUGACUUCUAUAAAAGAUCUUGGAGUUAUUUUUGACACUAAAUUAAACUUCUCACAGAAUAUUAACAAAAUUUCUCUUCAAGCCCUAAGAACACUUAGCUUCAUCAUCAGGAGUGGUCGAGAUUUCCACAGCAUAGACACACUAUGCAUUCUGUACUCCACACUCGUCAGGCCUUUUCUAGAAUAUAACUCCAUAGUUUGGGCACCUCACACUGAAUUAUCAAGCAACAAACUUAACAAAGGAAAUUUGAAAAAUACCUUAAGCACUUUGCGCAAUCAAAAAGAAUAA